Molecule: messenger RNA, 3320 nt
Organism: Scleropages formosus (Asian bonytongue)
Lineage: Eukaryota; Metazoa; Chordata; Actinopteri; Osteoglossiformes; Osteoglossidae
Gene: msh2
Product: mutS homolog 2 (E. coli)
Exons: 16
Coding region: 13-2811 (932 amino acids)
Biological process (GO): mismatch repair; somatic recombination of immunoglobulin genes involved in immune response; mitotic recombination
Cellular component (GO): MutSalpha complex; nucleus
Molecular function (GO): ATP-dependent DNA damage sensor activity; ATP binding; mismatched DNA binding
Source: RefSeq, a predicted model, not a curated record
GGAGAUUCCAAGAUGGCGGUGCAGCCGAAGCAGAGCGUGAGCGCGGAUAGCGUGGGGGACCUCGGAUUUCUGUCCUUCUACUGGUCCAUGGCGGAGAAGCCGGACACGACGGUGCGCGUGUUCGACCGCAAUGAGUACUACACAGUGCACGGCAAGGACGCGCUGCUCGCGGCGAGGGAGGUGUUCAAAACCAACGGGGUCAUCAAGCACCUGGGCUCAGGGGACAGGAAACUGGAGGGUGUGGUCCUCAGUAAGAUGAACUUCGAGUCGUUUGUUCGCGACCUGCUCCUGGUGAGGCAGUACCGCGUGGAGGUCUACCAGAACAAGGCCGGCAGCAAGAGCAGCAAGGAGCAUGACUGGCAGCUCGCCUACAAGGCAUCUCCAGGAAACCUCACGCAGUUUGAGGAGAUCCUGUUCAGCGGGGGCGGGGCUUCGGGGGCAGUGGCGGCAGGUGUGGUCGGCGUGCGCCUCGGCUCCGGGGACAGCCAGCGCGUGGUGGGCGUCGGCUACGUGGACUCCACUCUCAGGAAGCUGGGGGUCUGCGAAUUCCCCGACAACGACCAGUUCUCGAACUUGGAGGCGCUCCUGGUGCAGAUCGGACCCAAGGAGUGCGUGCUGCCUGCGGGGGACGCCGUGGGGGACGUGGCCAAGCUGCGGCAGGUGGUCCAGCGUGGGGGCGUCCUCGUCUCCGACAGGAAGAGGACGGAGUUUACCACCAAGGAUGCUGUGCAGGACUUGAACCGCCUGCUGCGGACGCGGAAGGGGGAUGUCGUGUCUAGCGCUGCUCUCCCCGAGAUGGAGAAACAGAUCGCCAUGUCCUCCCUUGCCGCUGUCAUCAAGUACCUGGAGCUCCUGUCUGACGAGUCCAACUUCGGCUCCUUCCAGCUGACCUCCUUCGACCUCAGCCAGUACAUGCGUUUGGAUAACGCUGCUGUCCAGGCGCUCAACCUCUUCCAGGGUUCCCAUGACAACAGCGCAGGCACACACUCGCUGGCCGGGCUGCUCAACAAGUGCCGGACGCCACAGGGCCAACGACUGCUGAACCAGUGGCUCAAACAGCCCCUCAUGGACAAGAACAAGAUUGAGGAGAGGUUGGACCUGGUGGAGAGCUUCGUGGAGGAUGCCGAGCUCAGGCAGAUCUGCCACGAGGACCUCCUGCGCCGUUUCCCGGACCUCAACCGCCUGGCCAAGAAGUUCCACAGGCAGAGCUGCACAUUGCAGGAUUGUUACCGUGUGUACCAGGCUGUGGCUCAGCUGACGGGCUUGAUUGAGGCGCUGGAGAGACACAGCGGAAGUCAUCAGGUCCUCUUAAACGCAGCGUUCAUCUCACCUCUCAGUGAUCUGAACACAGACUUCUCCAAAUACCAGGAGAUGAUUGAGACAACGCUGGAUAUGAACCAGAUUGAGAACCAUGAAUUCCUGGUGAAGCCGUCCUUCGACCCGACGCUCACUGAACUCCGGGACACCAUGGACCGGCUGGAGAAGGACAUGCAGGUCUCGCUCAACGUAGCCGCUCGAGAGCUGGGGCUGGAUGCCGGGAAGACGGUGAAACUAGAGUCCAACGCCCAGCUGGGUUACUACUUCAGGGUCACCUGCAAGGAGGAGAAGAGCCUACGCAACAACAAGAAGUUCACGACCCUGGACGUCCAGAAGAACGGGGUCCGAUUCACCAACAGCAAGCUGAGCUCCUUGAACGAGGAGUACACCAAGAGCCGGGAGGAGUAUGAGGAGGCCCAGAAUGCCAUCGUCAAGGAGAUCAUCAGCAUCGCUUCAGGUUACGUGGAGCCCCUGCAGACCCUGAAUGAGGUCAUCGCCCAGAUGGAUGCAGUGGUGAGCUUCGCAGUGGUGUCCCACUCGGCUCCUGUACCCUACGUACGUCCCACAGUGCUGGAGAAGGGCUCUGGGCGGCUGGUGCUGACUGCAGCCCGACAUCCCUGCAUCGAGGCCCAGGAUGAUGUGGCCUUCAUCCCCAAUGACGUGUCCUUCAUACGAGGCCAGGAGAUGUUCCACAUUAUCACUGGCCCCAACAUGGGAGGUAAGUCCACCUACAUCCGACAGGUGGGCGUCAUCGUGCUGAUGGCCCAGGUGGGCUGCUUCGUGCCCUGCGACUCAGCUGAGGUGAGCGUGGUCGACUGCAUCCUGGCCCGGGUCGGUGCCGGAGACAGCCAGAUCAAGGGUGUGUCCACCUUCAUGGCCGAGAUGCUGGAGACGGCCGCCAUUCUUCGCUCGGCCACGGAGGACUCCCUCAUCAUCAUCGACGAACUUGGUCGCGGCACCUCCACCUACGAUGGCUUCGGCCUGGCGUGGGCCAUCUCGGAGCACAUCGCUACACGCUGCCGCUCCUUCUGCCUGUUUGCCACACACUUCCACGAGCUGACCGCCUUGGCCCAGCAGGUGCCGACCGUACACAACCUGCACGUUACGGCACUGACGACCGACCACACCCUGACCAUGCUGUACAAGGUGCAAAAAGGCGUCUGUGACCAGAGUUUUGGGAUCCAUGUAGCUGAACUGGCCAACUUCCCGAAACACGUGAUCGCCAGCGCCCAGCAGAAGGCUCUCGAGCUGGAGGAGUUUCAGGACGUCACAUGGGUGGGGAACGAGGACAGUGGCCCUGAUGCCAAGAGGAGGUGUUUGGAGAGACAGGAGGGAGAGAAGAUCAUCGAGGAUUUCCUGACCAAGGUGAAGGCUCUGCCCACCAGCCACAUGUCAGACCAGGACAUCAAGGAGGAGCUGAAGAAGCUGAAAGCACAAGUAGUGGCCAAGAACAACAGCUUUGUGAAUGAGAUCGUGUCCCGGUCCACAGUCUGAGAGAGAAGAUCUUCAGCACAGUGCGGUCAAACUGAGUAAAUCCAACCAGUAGCUCUGCUCCAGAACCAGCUUUAUGUUUCUCUCAACCAACAGCUGCUUUCAUUUCUUACUGGGACUCGUGUAGCUUCAGCUGGUGUAUGAGGUGUCAAUGAGAGCCUCACUGGAAGGUUCUGGAAGGUUCACUGUAGAACAUGAGUGCAGACCAAGUUCCAGUUCAUUGUUCAUAUGAGAAACACAGGGACUGAUCUUGUGUGUGUAUAAGUAAGACAUGUUCAGUUUGGGGUCUCACUGUUUAUAGGGGACAUUGUUCUUCAUGGUGAAGGCAGUGAACAGUCCAUGAUUCUGCAAUAAGGGGACUUCAUCACUGAGCACAUGUUGUACCUUUGUUUUGUGCAACUUCUCUGACAUGAGAGUUUUGUAUUGACCUGGGUCUUGGAGUUUCUUAUUAAAGUACCUCAACUGUACAACUCAUGAUAAAAUUAAUAUUCCUUGUGCUCUUGUGGAGACAG